AGAAGGAUUGAAAGAAUAGAGAAGGAGUUGGGCUAUUAUGCCAGAAACAACCACCUAAGCAGUCUGGCCAAGCACUGGAUUAGGAAUGAAAUAUUAUCUCUUGGUGGGCUUCUUUUAAAUUUAUUUCCAAAUUCAAAGUAUGGGGUUAGGCUACGUGCUAAUGCAACCACCCAAUUUACUUGGCUACGUGUUAGAUUAGAAAUGGAUUAUUAUACCUGCGAGAAUGUUGAUAGAAAUCAAGUUACUAAACAAAUUUUAAAGUGUGAUCUUUUUAGACCUAUUUCUUCAGUUAAAUUACAUAAUGAGUCUAUCUUAAACAAUACGAUUGAGGGUUCUAUGAAGAUAUUAGCUUAUUGGAUUGAUGAGACUAUAAGAAUGGGUUUAAAAGGAAUCUUAUGCUUAUAUCAUUAUUUCUUUAAGUUUGAAGAAAAGUUAAGAUUAUUACAGCU
This is a messenger RNA of Funneliformis mosseae, 449 nucleotides long. The record is from the annotation of a GenBank genome assembly. Lineage: Eukaryota; Fungi; Glomeromycota; Glomeromycetes; Glomerales; Glomeraceae.